Messenger RNA from Impatiens glandulifera, 1277 nucleotides. Its product is annotated as U-box domain-containing protein 8-like. Lineage: Eukaryota; Viridiplantae; Streptophyta; Magnoliopsida; Ericales; Balsaminaceae. Gene Ontology annotation, biological process: protein ubiquitination. The transcript has a single exon. Gene Ontology annotation, molecular function: ubiquitin-protein transferase activity; protein binding. Gene Ontology annotation, cellular component: cytoplasm; nucleus. The record is from RefSeq and is a predicted model, not a curated record. The coding region runs from base 55 to 1158 and encodes 367 amino acids.
UAUUGUGAUUGUGAUUGAUAUACAGUGACAAAAAAGCUCUAUUUUGAAGCUUCCAUGGCUGCCACCAAGCUCCCCGACGAUUUCAAAUGUCCGAUUUCACUCGAAAUCAUGUCUGACCCAGUCAUACUCUCAUCAGGACACACAUUUGAUCGUUCAUCAAUCCGGCAAUGGUUGGACGCCGGCCACCGUACUUGUCCAAUUACAAAGUUACCCCUCUCCGACCCACCUACUCUUAUCCCAAACCAUUCUCUCAGGAGCUUAAUUUCCAAUUAUACCCUCGUCCCUUUCCCGGCGCCGCUGAAUCCAGAGCCAAAAUUUCUUAUUUCCUCCCUCCUAACUCCUUAUUCUUCUCCGGAGCUCAAACUCAGCUCGCUAGAUCAACUGUCUCGUCUUUCAAAGCGCGAUUCGGGUCUCUGCCGUCGAUUGAUCGAGAACGAUGUUGUAUCUACCGUCCUUAACUUCGUCAGCUCCGACGACUCUGUUCUUCAAGAAAAGGCUUUAACUUUGUUGCUGAAUUUGAGUCUUGAUGAUCAUAACAAAGUGGGUUUGGUUGCUGAGGGUGCGAUCGGUCGAGUUGUGACUGUUUUAUGCGGCGGUGGGUCUCCUGAUUGUCGUGCGGUGGCUGCUACUACUUUGACGAGUUUAGCUGUGGUGGAAGUGAAUAAAGCGACAAUUGGAGCUUACCCAUGUGCGAUUCAAGGUCUUGUUUUUCUACUAAGAGAUGGAAAUGUUCGAGAAAGGAAAGAGGCUGCAACUGCUUUGUAUACUUUAUGUUGUUUUCCUGAUAACCGGCGGCGAACUGUUGAAUCAGGGGCGGUGAUGAUUUUGAUGGGUGUUAUUGCUGGAUCAGGUUUGGAAAGAGCUGUUCAAGUUUUGAGUUUGUUAACAAAAUGUAAAGAAGGGAGAGAAGAGAUGAUGAAGAUUAGGGAUUUUGGGAUGUCAAUUUUGGUUAAUGUGCUGAGAAAGGGAAGUUCGAGAGGGAUUCAAUAUGCUCUGUUAACCCUAAUUUCGAUUUGCAGUUACAGUAAUGAUGUCUGUUUGGAGGCGAUGAGACAGAUGGUUUUUAAGCAUUGUCUUGCACUGUUGGAAGAUGAUGAUGAAAAGAUCAGAAGAAAUGCAUCAAGUUUGGUUCAAAUUCUUGGGGGAAUAAAGCUUUAAAGAUGAGUUUUUUUUUUUACUUUUUUUCAUCUUCUAUCUGUAAAUCCCGAUAAGGAUGACAACAAAUACUAUAUCUGUUCUGUUUUUCAUUUCUAUGGAAGAAUCCAGAAAUAUUUUCA